This is a messenger RNA of Macrobrachium nipponense, 1038 nucleotides long. RefSeq lists its product as uncharacterized. NCBI's taxonomy places the organism in Eukaryota, Metazoa, Arthropoda, Malacostraca, Decapoda, Palaemonidae. The record is from RefSeq and is a predicted model, not a curated record. Bases 1 to 1038 code for a protein of 345 amino acids. The transcript has 4 exons.
AUGGCUGAAUUAAUCAGGGACUCGACUGCAGUGUUUCCUUCGCCGCCAGACUCCUACGUCUGCCCCAUUGAGAACCAGCUGAGCUACUACUACUACUCGUGUCAGACAGUUGAAUAUGCCCAUUCAGACUUCGACAACUUCCUCUUUGGGGCACUUCUUUCACUUCCAUUAACUUCUGCUGCUAAUAUUCCUCUGCUUUUGCUGCUGUUUCCUGUAGCUGUUUCUGCUGUUCUUGCUGCUGUUCCUGUAGCUGUUUCUGCAGUUCUUGCUGCUGUUCCUGUAGCUGUUUCUGCUGUUCUUGCAGCUGUUCCUGUAGCUGUUUCUGCUGUUUCUGUAGCUGUUUCUUCUGUUUACUCUGUUCCUGUAGCUGGUUCUGCUGUUCUUGCUGCUGUUCCUGUAGCUGUUUCUGCUGUUCUUGCUGCUGUUCCUGUAGCUGUUUCUGCAGUUCUUGCUGCUGUUCCUCUGAUUCUGCUGUUUCUUGCUGUUGUUCCUGCAGCUGUUUCUGCUGUUCUUGCAGCUGUUCCUGUAGCUAUUUCUGCUGUUCUUGUUGCUGUUCAUGAAGCUGUUUCUGCUGUUCUUGCUGCUGUUCUUAUAGUUGUUUCUGCUGUUCCAGUAGCUGUUCCUGUAGCUGUUUCUGGUGUUCCUGUAGCUGUUCCACUAGUUGUUUCUGCUGUUCUUGGAGCUGCUCCUGGAGCUGUUUCUGCUGUUCUUGCUGCUGUUCCUGUAGCUGUUUCUGCUGUUCUUGCUGCUGUUCCUGUAGCUGUUUCUGCUGUUCUUGCUGCUGUUUCUGAUGUUCCUGCUGUCGUUCCUGUAGCUGUUUCUGCUGUUCUUGCUGCUGUUUCUGCUAUUCCUGUAGCUGUUUCUGCUAGUUUUGUGACUGUUCCUGCCUUUCUUGCUACUGUUCCUGUAGCUGUUUCUGCUGUUUUUGCUGCUGUUCACGUAGCUGUUUCUGCUGUUUCUGUAGCUGUUUCUGCUGAUUUUGCUGCUGCUGUCGCACUGGCACUAUUGUCCCUGGCGAGAUUUUAUGAUGCACCGUAA